This is a messenger RNA of Aspergillus bombycis, 984 nucleotides long. Its product is annotated as DNA repair protein (Rad1). Gene Ontology annotation, biological process: DNA damage tolerance; protein K63-linked ubiquitination. The record is from RefSeq and is a predicted model, not a curated record. Gene Ontology annotation, cellular component: nucleus. NCBI's taxonomy places the organism in Eukaryota, Fungi, Ascomycota, Eurotiomycetes, Eurotiales, Aspergillaceae. The coding region runs from base 1 to 984 and encodes 327 amino acids. The transcript is spliced from 5 exons.
AUGUCAGCUAAAAUUCCCAGAAACUUCAAGCUCCUUGAAGAGCUCGAGAAGGGCGAGAAAGGCCAAGGAGCAGAGGCUUGCUCCUACGGUCUUGCGGACGGAGAAGAUAUGAUGAUGAGCAACUGGAACGGAACUAUUCUCGGCCCUCCUCAUAGUGUCCAUGAAAAUAGGAUAUACAGUGUCAAUAUCCAUUGCGGUCCCGAUUACCCGGACAAUCCUCCUGAGAUCCAAUUCAUCUCACGGGUCAAUCUUCCUUGUGUAGACCAACGAACCGGCAAGUUCCAGAAAUACAAGAAACUCCAAAGCCCGUCACAAGCAGUCAAUGCCUUGAAAGCCGGGUAUGAGGCUCUCGACCUGCUUCAUUCAGCCUCUCAAGGAAAUCAACGCAAUACAAAUCGCAUUGUCGAGCUCAUAUCAGAAAUCCAGUCGAUAAAGCAGAGAGAAUCGGCGCUGCAGAGAGAGCUCUCUAAGAAAGAGCCGAAGCCGUUAUCUCGGAAGCAAGAAAAGACAAAAGAGGCUCGGCGUUUACAAGACCAAACCGCCCGACGACAUCCGGAUGCCACUUCUAUUCUUUCUCGUCCUCGACCCGUCGUGAGCGGCAAGCGUCGAGUACCCGUUCUUGUAAACGCGCGGGGAGUGCCCUUCCUGCGUAUCAAAAAGCCCCAACCCAAGAAUUUAAGCGGCGUGAUCCGGUCAAAACUUGAGAAUCGAUGGAGCCGUAUCGAACGCCGGGAUAGGCUGGACCGGGAGUUACUGUUUGCUAAUGACGAGGAUAAUUGGGACGCUUUGACGACUGGGUCUGAGUCCGACACAUGGACUAAAGGGGUCAAAGACGCAUUGGGAACACUUAAUCAGCAAAUCCAUGAUUCUGACAAGAAAAACAUAGAACUUGCAGAGGCCAUGUGGAAAGUUGUUCUUGCCGAGCGCAAGUUGGCAGCUGAUGAAGAAAAACAGAAGUCGACUGAAAAGCCAAGUGACACUUGA